Sinocyclocheilus rhinocerous is the source of this 667-nucleotide messenger RNA. RefSeq names its product vacuolar protein sorting-associated protein VTA1 homolog. Lineage: Eukaryota; Metazoa; Chordata; Actinopteri; Cypriniformes; Cyprinidae. The record is from RefSeq and is a predicted model, not a curated record. The transcript is spliced from 4 exons. Gene Ontology annotation, cellular component: multivesicular body. Bases 1 to 456 code for a protein of 151 amino acids. Gene Ontology annotation, biological process: late endosome to vacuole transport via multivesicular body sorting pathway.
AUGGCUGUCCUCAUCAACUUAUUCCAGGGUUUUGAGGAGCAAAAAUAUGAUGAAUUUGGUGCAGAGGGUGGUGGUCCUUCAGAAGCUCCUCACAAUCCACCCCAAUCUCAGCCUUCUUUCCACGGCCACCCAUCAAAUCAACCCCCAGCAUCCAAUUUCAGUAAUAUUCAGAAACCUCCUGGGUCUCACACCCCAGCCAAUACACCUGCAGAGAUUCCCCAUCCAGUAGCAGCACAGCCCGUCAAACCAGUGCCUGUUCCACGAACCAUGCCAGUGGUCGAUCCUUCACUUCUAAACAAUACCCAGGAAGGUGAUGUGCGGCUCACACCAGAAGACUUUACUCGGGCUCAGAAAUACUGUAAAUACGCAGGCAGUGCACUGCAAUAUGAGGAUGUGGGCACUGCCAUCCAGAAUCUGCAGAAGGCCCUGAAGCUACUAACCACUGGCAAAGAAUGAGACCAUUGUGCUGUCCCCCCUAAAACCACUUUAUCAGAGAUCUGGCCCAGAGGAACUGAAAAAGGGCCUUUUCCUUAGCCCCAUCUGUAUCAAAAAGAGACACGCCACAGGACGCCCCCCCAUCACUCAAUACAACAUCUGUUUCUGCCAUAUUGGAUGUCAAUAGUUGCUCAUUACUAGACCGAUGAGAUACAGAUACAACACUAAAAAA